GUGGAGUGUCUGCAGAAUAUCCCCUGUAAUUUCCUUGUGUGGGAGAUAACGCCAUCUCCUCCUCCAGGCGGGGAAAGUAAUGAGGAAGUUCAUAACCUGAUAAACUUAGUUUGAAUUAUUUGCAGUGUAAGACAGAGCAAUGAUAACGGAGCUCUAUGGCAAAGCUGGGUCUCUCUAUACUGGGCUGUGCGCCAUUACAAAUUGUCCUCCUUGUUCAUCUAGGAAUAUUCACCAAAGGUGAUUUGCUGGAACCUCCUGAAAAUGUCCAUUUUCCACUGGAUUAUUUUCAUCACAUAUUAAAUUGGUCACACAACAAAUCUGGUAGCGAAGGAAUUUUGUAUCAAGUGGAAUAUAUAAGGUAUGGUUCCAACUCCAACUGGACUGUUGUGCCAAACUGCACUUUUAUUGGACACCGCAGCUGUGACCUUACAGUUGAAACCUUACCAAUGAGCGCAGGUUAUUUUGCACGAGUUAGGAGUGUUCUAGGAAACCAGACAUCAAAAUGGACUCGUACAAGACGCUACAUGUUCACAGAAGUUACUCUGCCUCCACCAUCUGUACAAGUGGAUGUGGAUGGGCCUUCCUUACUUGUUCAGAUCACUUUGCCAAUAGUUACAUCGAAUAACAUUACUCGACGCUUUGAAGAUUAUUUUCCCUUUAACCGCAUGUACCACAUAGAUAUUCAACGAACCUCAGAUAACUAUAUGUUUGAGCAGGUGGAGUACUGCGAAAGGUUCCAUAUUACUGGCCUGGUUGAGGGACAGAAGUAUUGCAUACAAAUUCAGCCUGCAAUUGGUUCACGUAGCAAUGUUGGUGAAGCUUCUUCAGAGAUCUGCAUUUACCUCCCCGAACAAGGUGUGUCAAACAGCACUCUCUUGGUGGUGGCCUCCUGUAUUCUAACUUUUGUGGUUCUAUUGAUCUUUGUCAAUGUUUUAAUCUGUAUUUAUACUCGGGGAGUUGUCAAGACACCCAUAACUCUAAAGUCUCUUAUUCAGAGAAGUUGGUCAUGGAUGGAUAAACCAUCAUCCUCUGUUAUUGAGACAACCCUGCACUGGGAGAAUCACCCGACUGAACAUCUGAUGCCAGAGCUCAGGGAGUCUUUGAUGCGCAGCAGUGCAGACAGUGGUUUUGGAAGCCAAAUCUUUGCCACCAAAAUCUCAAAGUCCUCUCAAGUGCUCUGUGUAGGUGAAAGUUUGUCAAAACCUGAUAUUACCAAUAUAAACACACUAGAGGAGGACUCUUGUGAAAUAAAAAGCACCAAAAGUGAAGACAGUGGUAUUAGCCUAUCAACAGACUCCCAGAACCUCAUCAACUGUUGGGAUAGUGGUGAUGAUAGAGACAUCCAAACUUGUGGUACGAGCAUUGAGAUAGUAAUGGUACAUGAAGGACUGGGUUACCUGAGACAGCAAGAACCAGAGGAGAACACAAAUAUUUUAGAAAGCAAAGAACUGCAACUGGAGAGUACAUGGCAACCACAAAUAAAAGAGUACUUAUCUCAAGCACCACAGAAUCACCAAGUUGACUUUCAUCACCAGAAAGAGUUUCAUUCUUUGCUGCAACCAUGGAUUCAACUUCCCGGGGCUUUUCAGUCAUCAAUACCACUUACAGUGGCAUACCGCCCAUUCAGCAACAAACUUUGGGAUUUAGGCGUCAGUGUUCUAUCACUUGGAGAUGUAGAACAGAUCAUGGAUACUAGGUCUUAGGAGGAAUGGUUGGGAUAUUUGUGUGUCUUCAACCUUCAAUAAGGCUAACAAAACAUAAGAGAGUGCUUUUUUUGUGUUUUGUAUUAUAGUAGAAUUGAGAAAAAGGUAGAAGUGAUUUAAACCCAACUCUAGUUUAACAUUUAAAGCCUAAAUUUUGUACCGUAUUUGCCGGUAUAUAAGGCGACCGGGCGUAUAAGACGACCCCCUAAUUUUACAGUUUUUU
This is a messenger RNA of Rana temporaria (common frog), 1926 nucleotides long. It is a transcript of the gene IL10RA, whose product is annotated as interleukin 10 receptor subunit alpha. Lineage: Eukaryota; Metazoa; Chordata; Amphibia; Anura; Ranidae. The record is from RefSeq and is a predicted model, not a curated record. Bases 156 to 1703 code for a protein of 515 amino acids. The transcript is spliced from 7 exons. Gene Ontology annotation, molecular function: protein binding.